Messenger RNA from Anopheles coustani, 14372 nucleotides. RefSeq names its product intermembrane lipid transfer protein Vps13D (gene Vps13D). NCBI's taxonomy places the organism in Eukaryota, Metazoa, Arthropoda, Insecta, Diptera, Culicidae. Gene Ontology annotation, molecular function: protein binding. Gene Ontology annotation, biological process: mitochondrion organization; protein retention in Golgi apparatus; protein targeting to vacuole. The record is from RefSeq and is a predicted model, not a curated record. The transcript has 11 exons. Gene Ontology annotation, cellular component: extrinsic component of membrane. The coding region runs from base 219 to 13928 and encodes 4569 amino acids.
UUGAUGAUUUGUAUCGUAAUAGAGUAGCUGGUCUCGGCGAGUGCUGUGAAUGUUCAGUGGCGAAAAGCAAGUUUCCCAAACAAUCAAGGGAAGGAAACGGGAACCGACGAGACGUCGAGACAGCAAAUCGCCCAUCAAUUGGCGCGCCACGAUCCGUGCAGGGCGCGGAGAAGUGUGAUUAGCACAACCCAAAUGCCCCCAAGGGAAACGGCCGUAGUAUGCUAAGAGAACUGAUAGCCUGGGUGCUGAAUAACUACCUCGGGAAGUAUGUGGAAAAUCUUAAUACGGCCCAGCUGACAAUUGCGCUGCUUUCGGGUCAAGUGGAGCUGGAAAAUUUACCUCUUCGCAAGGAUGCUUUGCGUCACUUUGGCCUGCCGUUGCAGAUUCUGAGUGGUACGAUCGGAAAGGUUAAGCUAACCGUGCCGGUACGAGCAUUCCGGACCGCCUCCUGGUGUCUGUACAUAGACAAUGUGAGUGUUACCUGCGGCCCAAUCGACCUCGAACAGGACUGGAACGCUGAAGUCGAGCAGCAGACCGAACUGGAUCUGAAGGUUGCCUCACUGGACCGAUUGGAAGCGAAAUGGCGCGCCCAGCGAGAGACACCCGUCACCGAGGGAAGCUACUACGCUUCAUCCUAUUCCGGCUGGCUCAACUACGGUACCUCGCUCAUGACCAACAUUAUCGAGAAUCUGCAGCUCACGGUGAACGGCAUCCACAUUCGGUACGAGGAUGGAUUGACGAUACCGAACCAGCGGUUCGGCUGUGGCAUCAAGAUCGACUCGCUGUCGGCGCAGAGUUGCGACGCCAGUUGGGUGCCGGGCCGUACGGCGAACUGGAACGCACAGCAUGUCACGUUCAAGCUGGUUGAGCUGACCAACUUCUCCGUGUACUGGGAUCCACGGGCGGAGGCUGAGAUGGUGCACAUGAUCAGUCCGAUCAGCGUGAGGGCGCAGCUUCGGCGGGACCGUAGCGAAACACCCUUGCGUACCCGCAGCCGGCCGCGGCUUGUUUGUGAUUUGAUUUGGGAGGAAAUUAAGAUAACCCUAAGUGAUAUACAAUACAAUCAAAUGAUGCAAUGUGUCCGAGGACUGGACGAUAUUGCCCGAUAUCGUAGGUUUAAGCUGCAGCGUCCAACUGGCACAGUGAGUGAAAGUGCGCGCGAUUGGUGGCGGUAUGCCGUACGUUGCCACGGCCUCUGUCGCCAUCUCGGUGCGGAUCCGUUCGAGAUAGCACGGGAAAAUCUUCAGUACAUUCGAAUCUACACGCGCAUCGUCGUCAACCCGAACGAGGUGCUUUCGAGCGCGAACAAACAGUUCAAGGAUCGGAUCGAUCGCGAGCGUACCUUCGACGAGCUGCGGUUGCUACGGGACGUGUGCAUGGCGCAGGUUCCGUCGCUAGAGAAGACAGCUGCGCCAGCGCCAGCGAGCACCACCCCAAACCAGACGGGCAAAACAAUGCUGGUCCAUUUCUUUCCCCAGUGGUGGUAUAGUAACAGCAAUAAUAAUAAUACCGUUACAUCACCAGGUAGUGAGAGUGAAAGCGGAGAGCCUCAAACGCCCAGUCAAGAUGAUCACGGCGGUCAACAAUUGGCGCUAGAGGGUGGUGGGGGCUGGGGUCAAGAAGGAGGAGAGCUUAGCCCGGCGAGCAGAAGUUUCGAGGAUGAAAUUCUCGACGCGUUAGCCGGUUCGGUGGAAUCAAACUCGCUACUCAAACGAGAUGCCGUCUUUGGGAAGUUUAAUUUUAUCCUAAAGCGUGGCACGGUUGACUUUUGCAGUGCUCUCGAGAUGGCACCGAAGCUACAAUUCCUGUUUCAGGAUCUCAAGAUGGAUGUGGAGUCGAGACCGCGCAGUGGAUCGCAUUACGUAGGCCUCUCGCUAGGUUCCAUUUUGAUCAAAGAUCGACUGACGUUGAACUCACAGUUUCCCGAUCUGGUUAAACCACAGCAGAAGCAGGAGGAAACGCUGCUUGUACCGCAGCCGAUAAAUCCAAAGAGUUCCACUAGCGGAAACACACCUCUGGGACGUGCGCCGUCGGGGCGUCUCAGUGCGUCAGGCAGUUCAACCGAACCAAUAUUUCAGCUGCAGUACGAAAGAAAACCCCUUUCGUUCGACACCGACUACCGGUUGAUGGUUAAGUCGGAAUCGUUGGACAUCGUGUACAACAUGGACGCCGUCCGAUGGCUGAUGGAUUUCCUCGCUAAGCCACACCAACAGUACGACGCACGGCGCCGCCUGGAGGACAUGAAAAAUAAAACAAAGCAGGAGCUGAUGAAAAACUGGAACUACAUCAUCGAGGGCCACCUAAGCGAGCGCAAAACGUGGACGCUGGAGUUUGACAUCUCCGCGCCGCAGAUCAUUUUUGUGGACAAUUUUAGCGAUCGCACGAACAGCACGAUUAUUGUGGUUGAUUUCGGACGACUACAGCUGACAAAUGGGGACCAAGGGACGUCCGGCCAGGGUACUCAGAGUGCGACGGCGUCCGGUGGCUUUCUGGCGACCAACGCUGGACAACGAGACGCAUCACCCGAGAUGCAGACGGAGAAUGACGAGGAUGACGCAUUUAUGACGCCUUGCUCGACACCGCCGGGUUCGGAAGCGAGUACCACCAACUCACCGACGUUGGUUAGUGCAUUUUCUGAGGUUCCGGAGCCAAGUAGUGGCGUUGGUGAUCGAGCGGCUAACGCGGCUGGAAUGGUCAGCGGGGCUGCUCUUGGCGAUGCGCUGGACGAAUACCAACUAUACCAGAGACUGUACGAUCGUUAUCAUCUGCAGUUGACGGAUCUGCAAGUGCUCGUUUGUCACGCGAAGGAACGGUGGGCUUCUGCCAGUGUGAAAGGUACCUCGAACCUGCACGUACUCGAUCGGUUUAGCAUCGUGCUGCAGGUGGAACGGCGCGUCGUCUACACCAGCGACCCGCAGUAUCCGAGCUUGACGCUGUCCGGUACGCUUCCGAAGCUGAACGCGCACAUUAACGAGUACAAGGUGUCAUCGAUUCUGACGCUGGCGAACAAAUUGACCAAAGCGGGCGGUCCCUACAUGGCGGGCCCGGUGCCACCUUCAACGUCACCAAAACCACCCACCACACGGACCGAUGAGCUUGACACGAGUGUCAUAGCGAAAUCGGUAACGGGAGGGAGUGACCCCAGCGGGCCAGACGACGAGGAUGGAAGCAGCACGACCUCCGCGACGAAUAUUGUCGUUUUUCAGUUCACUAUCGAUCAGAUGUCGCUAGAGUUGCAAUCGCGCGGUCGGAGUGUGGCCGAGCUGCAGGUGUCUGGGGUUAAGGCGGGCUACAGUCAGCGGCCGGAAGACAUCAGCUUGACGCUUUCCGUACACGGGUUGCUGCUAGUCGACGCGAUGCAAUCAUUUGGGCAGGAUUUUGAGCUUCUCAUUGCUAGCCAUCGACAUGUUGGUAUGGAUAGUUUGUCGGGAAGCCUACGGCAGAGUGAACCAUGCUCGCCCUGCUCACCAGCUUCCCCACCAGAUCCGGCGAGUGAAUUUCGGCGUCCCACAAGCCCUCUAACGAUAUCGAAAGCAUUGAGCAAUCUGCAACGAGCCACUUCUCCCACAUGGAAUGCGGCAACACUCGGCGAUCUAGAUGCGCUGAUAACGGUGGAGAUUGUGUUCGUGAUGGCGGAACGGCCGGAGGACAAGCUGCAAGUGGCAAACAUACAGUUCAAUAACCUGGACAUUAUUGCAAACCAAGAAACGAUCGUAGAACUUUUGGGAUUUGUAAAGCGAGUUAUUCCAGCACCAGCACCAGCUCCACCGGAACAGACCGGAAUGUACACCAGCGACGGUGGUGGAGAGGUAGGAGUUGAAGGUAAACCCGUGGAUCCAUCUUCAUACCCUUCGACAGCGUCGGGGCAACGGCGUGCAUCGGAAGCCUCGUCAACCGAAACACCCGCUCCCGUUCGGUUAGAGAUAACGUUCGACUUUCAUCGUCUGAAUGUGCUCGUUCUUCGGGCCCUGAUUCGGGAUAACUACCUGGUCGGGCGUAAGGUCGGCACGUUCACGAUGUCGGAAGCAAAGAUCCAUGCUACCCUCGGAAGCGACAUCACCGUCGAAGGGUCACUGGGUGGUCUACAGGUGCUCGACCUAACACCGGAAGGGGUAAACCACCAGCGGAUACUGUCGGUCGGUAAGGAUCCCCUCACGGACAGCAGUGUGCCGGGACGAUCAACAUCUGCCACCCGCCACCCUUAUGGCACGGAUUCGGCUGGACCGGAUCUAAUGACGGCACUGGCGCAGGAAGUGUACGGUGGUGGCCUAAUGGGAACGGCGUCGAAGCGCCUCAACGACGACGAUAUGAUGACGGGAAUGCACGAAGAAAGGCAGGCCCUAUCGUUUUGCGUUUCGAAAGAUCUGCAUGCGUGCAUCGAUAUUCGCGUGAAAAUGGCAUCGGUAUGGUUCAUCCACUGCGCCCGUUUCAUGCAGGAGCUCAGCUGGUGUGCGACCGAGUUCAAGCACUACCUAAAGAAUCUGGCCCGAUCGAUACGCGAAAAGGCGACAGAUAUGGCGCUCGGGUUGGUACAGUCGCGGCCGGAUCUUUCCGGAAGUCGUCCGGAAAGUAUCUAUGCGUCACCGAGAAGAGUUCGCCGCCAGCGCACGGUUUCACUGUCGCGCGCACAGGAUGUGCUGCUCAAUUCGGACUACACGCUGAAGGUAGACAUAACGCUAGAGACACCGGUGUUAAUCUUACCGCGAAGCAGCAGCAGCCCACAGGUCCUCGUGGCCCACUUGGGACGUAUCACCGUAAGCAACACAACGCCGCCCGAUGCGAUGGAUCGUCCUGAACGCAUUAUAAUAAAUCGUACGAGUCCCCCACUGCGAGAAGACGAAGGAGGAACGUUGUUUAGUGGCGCCGAUCGUACAUCGGUGGAUUGCAAUCUGAGCGAUCUGGAUGGUAUCUACGAGCAGACCGAAGCGGAAACGAUCGACGACGGAGGCUUCAACAAUAGCAGCAGCCGAAUACGGUUCGCCAAGGAAGAUUCGACCGAGUUUAUCGAUAGCAUCGCGGGUGAUGCUGCGGGAGCCGGGAGAACGAGUGAAAAUUUGGACUUGUACAAGAUCGACUUCCGCAAUAUUAACUUGUACUCGCUUGAUACGACCAACCGAAAGGGUUUCCGCUUUGCGGGGCUACCGCGUGCGGAGGAACUUUAUUCGUGCAAGGAAAACGCGAUCCCAAUCAUCCACGAUACCAUCUUUAGCUUGGAGAUAUGCCGCGAGCGCGACGCUGGCGGUGAAACGGUGGACGAUUCCGAUGGAUUCCGCAUCGUGGGUUGUGUUGUAAAACCGCUUCGGUUGUCACUCAAGCGUCAACAGUACGAGCAGCUGCUGGAAACGAUCGAUAAUUUGUUUAAAAUUCCACGCGAUCUCGUGCGGCCUCCGAGCGAGGUUCCGACGACGCUUGAAAAGGUAUCGGAAAUUGCCGCAGAGGAUUCGCUCACUUUCCGAGCGUUUCCGAUGGCAUCGAAAGCGCGCCAGGGUUUGUUUUAUCAGUCCAGCCUGGAGGUGGAUCCGCGGACGGCGGGUGGAUCGGCCAUUAGCGUACGAGUGCACUUCGAGCUGCCCGCGUUCAUCAUCCAGCUGAACGGGAACCGCAACGAGGCACUGGUGCAGAUAUCGUUCCGCGAUUUUUGUGUCGACUUCGACAAGCGCAACCAAUACGAGACGCACAUCAAGAUUUCGCUUCGCUCGUUGCUGAUGGAGGAUCUGCUGCAGUCGGACACGGCAAAGACACGCUACAUGGUGGUUACGUCGGCGGAACGGGACGCCGAAGAGGAACGUCUGAAUGCGUCCUCGUUUGCGUCGCAUUCCUGCCCCAAUCCGGUAGGGUUGUUGCUGGCCAACUUGGAGGGUCUUCCAAACUCGCUGCCAACGAACUUGGAGGAUCGGAUGGGAUUUAGCUUUCUGGCGGCGAACCGUUCUUCGCUCUGUCCUGAUACGCCGCCACCAUCACCGUCGGUAGCGCGUCAGCAGCAGCAGCAGCAACGUGGCGCACCCGGUACGUCGCGCCUCAGCUCGGAGGAAAACCUUGUCAUCUACAGCUCCGUGCUGGUCGAUCCCACAUGUCCCACCUUUGCCACACAGUUUGAAUCUCUGCAGCAGUCCAGUUUGAUCGAUUUCAACAGUCUGGAUUUGAUCGUGUCCGUCGAGAGUUGGUUCGUGCUGUUGGACUUUUUCGGACUGCUUUCCGACUCGGAAUCCGAUCCAUCAGUGGACAGGGAAAAGGGAGGCUCGUCACGAACGGCACGUGCGACAACGACCACCGAUGCGACCGACCAAAUCGAUGGAAGAAACCCUCCAACAUCGGCGAGCCGACCUCAAUUCCUUACGCAAGGCGCCGACACCGAAACGGUUGCCGGUGGCCAAUCGAAGCUGGAAAUAUCGGUACGCUCGCUGAGUUUGGUGCUGGCCAAGCCAACGUGUGAGAUUGCUAAGGCGAACGUUUCGAACGCGCAACUGACCAUCUCCAAGCGUGGGCAGGCGAAGCAGGUCGAGGGCAGUUUGGGUUCGAUUACGCUGAGCGAUCUGACACCGUACGGGACGCUCUACCGGGAGAAGUUUAUGACGACGGGUAGUGAGGCGCUGAACUUUGUAUACGUUCGAGACAUGCCCAAAGGAAGGACGGUUCGGGGGUUGGAAAAGGAUGCGCAGCUCACAAUUGCCAUGUCCUCAGUUCGGUACAUCCACACGAAGCGCUUCAUUGCGGAGAUUCAGCUGUUUUUCAAGGAAUUUUCACAGCUACAAACGCCGAUGAUGCGAAAAAUUAAACCCUCCGAUGUGCGUGCCUAUCACAAUCAACGGCCGACGCAGCUCGGACUGUCCAUCAACGCGGGCGCACCAAUCAUACUGCUCCCGAUGAGCUACAAUAGUGAGCAGGUGAUAGUGGCCGAUCUGGGCGAGUUUACGCUAACGAACGAGUUCCGGUUGAGUGCGGGCGAUCGAGAGGUACUGGACGUGAUGCACGUGAACCUCUUUCAUACGGACAUCUUUGCGGCUCGCAUGGAACCGAAACCAGAGGAACGGUUCAGCGCCGUUCCUGCGAUGGCCACUGAUUCGACGGUGACGGCCGGCAUUGAUAUGAAGGGGUACCGGCUGGUAAAGAAGGGUUGCAGCUUGCUGAAGGAAAAGUGUCACUUGAAGCUCGAGGUGGAACGGAAUUUAGAUUCGUUGACGAGUCAUUUUGUACCUGAUAUUAGCGUACAUGGCACACUGUCGAAGCUGGACGCUUUGCUUGACCUACAACAGUAUCGCCUGAUCCGUGGUUUCCUCUCGCACAAUCUGGGCGAAUCGAUCGAUGAACUGUACCUGCGGGCAUUUUCCAUCCCAAAUAGCACGCUCUCUCUCAACAACGCCGAUGCGUCUUCCGAUCCUCUGGAAGAGGUGUGGAAGAAUCUUUCCAUCCAUCUCGAGCUGCUCGAUGUGUCGGUGCGUUUGGUCCACACGAUCGAGGACGAGCGGCGAGGAUUCGCGGAAACGCACACAAAACCGUUGGCCUGCGUGAACUUCAUCAAGUCGAAGCUUCUGGUGGAUUGUUUUAGCGACGGAGCUCAGGAUAUCGAUCUGGUAUCGCAAGAAAUUCAGCUGAUCGAUACGAGAUUCCUACCAUCGGAGUGCAGCGUCGACACACGCGACACUACCGCUUCCCACCGUACGCCACCGGGGCGACAGAAUAGCGCCGAGGUGCUGAAUGUGUUCCCUAACAUUUUGCAGCCGAUUCGCGGUGAACCUGGCACCGAGCUGGUGCAGGCGGAAAUACAUAGCCGCAGAAGGCGUGAUCUGACCAAGUUUACCAUCCUACUGAACAACAUGCGCCUGAUGGCGAUUCUAGAUUGGUUGGAAAAUGCCCGGGACUUUAUACUGCAGCAGGAAGAUCCACCACCGGAGGUGCAGCAAAUCUCCCUUCUGUCGGACGGAGGACUAUUGGAAGGAUGGGCCGAGUCGACGAUGAUGAGAAAUCGAUCCACCGUGGACAUUGCUGCAGUGCAGCGAGUGCCGACCCCGGUCGAAGAUAGCCGUAUGGAGCUGAAGCUGAACAUUACCGAUUCGGAGUUGGUGUUUGUGGAGAAAACGGACCAGCACGACACGAAUGCUGUUAUAUUGAAGAGCACAACGGUUGUUUCGUAUCGUCCGUUUGAGACCAACAAAACGCUCUCGAUCAAUUUGAAUAAUUUGGAAGUGUUCUCCUGUGUACUGGGCGCCGAAGAACGUACAGCCCUCUCCAUCAUCGACCCAGUGACGAUCAAUAUGGACGUAAAGAAAGGUGUCCUAGAGAUACAAAUGCAAAAACAGCUUUGCAUCCGUCUGUCCUACCAUGAUGUGCGGAUGUUUAGACAGAUGCUGGAGUCCUUGCCGGAGCAGACGAAAAAUGCACGCGAUCACAAACAACAACAGGAUCAACAGCAGCAGCAACAACAGCAGCAUCAGCAGCAGCUUCAAGCGAGUGAUGGCAGGAACUCCAAAACCGUGGAUAAACUGGUCCAUCUCGGGUUCCGGCGGGAUGAUUGUUUGCUUGCGCUGGAACGAUGUAGCUAUCAGCUAGAUGAAGCGGCCCUUUGGUUGACCCAGAAUAAGGAACCCCAUCGACACGACGAUGCUGGCCGUGUUCCGCUGCACAGUGCGGGCAGCAAUGGCAAGUCGGAAGGUGGAGGGACUCGUACUGAUGGCGGAGCACUGAACAUAAUCGCUAUCGAACUGAAGUCGCCAUGCAUAUCGAUCUGCGUCAUCGAUGACUGUCGUGAUGCCGAUGUGCCACUGGUGGAGCUUUCCUUGAGCAAGUUGGACCUUCGGCAGGAGCUUGGCCAACUGCAUCCGGAUCACAGCAACAGGAUGACCACGCUCACCGGGGACGAUCCGGACGUGGUGGACGCACUGGCCGCUACCUUUUCCGGCUACAAUGGGGGCCGUAUGGCGGGCGUUUUCGCAGCGGAUUACUAUAAUCGGGUACUCAGUGGUUGGGAGCCGAUGAUCGAAUCGUGGAAGCUGGAGGCCAAAUGGGGCUACAGCUUGGCGAUCGAAUCGGAUGCCGCCGGACCAGGCAAUCGGUUGAAUAUGCGGGUGGAAAGCAACGACACGCUGCGGCUGAACGUCACGAGCACGCUGAUCGAGUUGUUUGCGAUGGUGAAGGAUAACUGGAUGCAGGACUAUUACGUCGAGUCGGAUGGUUCGAAAGUGGGAUCAGCGUCAUCGUCUAUGGGGAAAAACAAUGGUCCCGCAAACUAUCGCCAGCGUGCUCCGUUCAUUCCGUUCGCCAUCAAGAACGACACCGGUGUACGGUUGUGGUACACGACACUGAUUUCCUCGGAGAUUAUUUCUUCGCGCGGAAAAACCAUCGGGUCACUACCGAACGUCCCGGCAGAAGCUAGCUGGACACUGGUGGAACCGGGCGGUGUGGCAACAUUUUCCUACGGAACACGCAAUAAAGCUCGCCAUCGGGACAGCCAUAAGGUGAACCUGCAUCAGAUAGCGGUCCGUGUGGAAGGAUGGCAAGAGGUCGGUCCAAUUUCAGUGGAUCGUGUGGGAACAUACUUCCGCCAUGCACGGCCCGAUAUAUGCAAUACGCUCGAUUACUCACAGGCACCACGCGCCCGGAUUGUGUUCGGUGUUACGAUGGAAGGUUCGGCUCAGAAACUGAUCACGGUACGAUCGGCGCUGAAACUCGUCAACAAGCUAGACCUACCAGUGCUGGUAAAGAUGGAGCACCUGUUUGGCCAUCUGAACAUUCGCAACUGGCCCGACACAAAGACGGCCAUUCUGCACUCGAACGAACAGCUGAACGUGCCACUGACGCAUGUGCAUGCCGUCCUUUAUUUCCGCCCGCUAGUUUCGAGCGUCACGGUAAAUGUGGCCAACGCGCUGGAAGACGCCAUCAGUUCCCUAUCCCCCUCCGCUUCGCCCGUUCCCGGAUCCAGUUCAAGUGACGGUUGGACGUUACUGCAGCGCUUCGACAUCCCGAAAACGGCGGCCCACAGCGGGUUCCAGUUUACCGACCGGGGUGUCCAGUGGGCGGAAGCUAUCGAGCCGGGUGAAAUCUAUCAGGAGCUGCGCAGUUGCCGUGGACCGCGGGAUAAAACGUGCAAAAUGCUACUGGCAAUCCGGAAGGAACCGUACCCAACGAAGGAUGUGAUCCAUCUGCCCGGGCACAUCAUCACCAUUUUCCCACCGAUGCGCAUCCACAAUCUGCUUCCGUGCGAUCUGCUGUACAAGCUACCGUCGGGCAGUCAGGGGCGUAUUUCAUCAUCCGAUACGGCCCGCAUCACCGAGGUAGACAUCGAGCAGCCGAUCACGCUUACACUGACGCUCGAUAGUUACCCGAACGCGGGCCAAAUCACAAUCCCACCGGGGACGUAUGGAUCGACUACGCUGGAUGUGCGAUUGUUCGAUAUGGGCGCCCGGAUGCUCAAGCUAUCGGCCACGAUCGUCGUUGUGAAAGGGCGCGGGGUGCAGAUUUCCAUCGGUGCACCCUACUGGCUCGUCAACCGUACCGGGUUGCCGCUGGUUUUCCGCCAGGACGACCUGGACACCGAAUGUGCGGGACAGUUUUCCGAAAACGAGCAGGCACGCAUGAUCACACCGUUUAUGUUUGCGUUUAGCGAUCCCAGCUGUUCGGGUUGCGUGACGAUGCGGCUCGGGCGUCGCUUCGGGACGAACCUGAACUGGUGCCAACCGUUCAAGCUGGAGCAGGGUACGAAACAUCGGCAGCUGCUCGGGGCCUCGGAAACGUUCAUCAUCGGCAUCGAGGUGCGUCGGGCGCGGGGAAAGUACGGCCAGACAUCGAUCGUGACGUUUUCGCCGCGCUAUCAGCUUUACAACCGGAGUAGCUACACGCUGCAGGUCCUCCAGAAGUGUCUCGUCAGUAGUACGACCGUGUACGAUCCGGCGGCGAAGUCGGCGUACAUCGAGGCCGUCCCGGGAUGUCACAUCCCGUUCCACUGGCCACGGUUGGAGAAGGAUCACGAGCUGUGCGUUCGAUUGCCCGAGGUGCCCGAAUGUCUGUGGUCCGGUGGGAUCCCGAUCGCCGGCACCGGGCUAAGCUUGUACAUUAACAUACGGAACAUGAACGGUGCGAUGCACUUCCUGCGACUCGAAACGAUCCUUCACGGUGCAACGUACUUCAUGAUCUUCAGUAAUGCCCAGGCACUUCCACCUCCGAUUCGUUUGGACAACUAUUCGCACGUACCGAUCACCUUUCACCAGGCGGACGGGCGAAGUACCUUCAAAACGGUCGUACGCCCUCAGUGUUCGAUUGCGUACGUGCUGGAUGAACCGACGGGUGCGCCCUACCUCCAGCUGGAAGCACCCGGGGGAGACUAUUCCAACUGCCGGCUGGAUGGCUUCGAACCGUUCCGGUUGAUGUACGAAAAUUUCAUCUACAUCGCGUUCAGUCAAACGUUCGAAGCGGUGCCAGCGUUCGGCGAAUGGAACGACCCCGGUGGUCGGUUUGAAGUACAAUCGCAACAGCUGGUGCUCGGUGUUGUCGACGGUCGGGUGCUGUUGGUACGCAAACAGGCCGGCGAUCGGUCCCAACUGUGGCGCAUGAACAACGAGAAGCAGCUCGAGCACGAGGGAACGUCGCCACCGAGUGAGCCGGGCAAAAAGCAACCGCGCUACGUGCUAGACCUUGAGAAACCCCCGCAACCGAUGCAGUUCAUUGGGAUGGUCGUGCGACCGGCCAAUAGGCAGCGCCGUUCCACCCAAACCUGGCACUUCACCGAGGAUGGCCGGUUGAUGUGCGAACACUCGAACAUGUGCGUUCAAGCGCGCGGGGGCUUCUUUGGACUUCGGGCCGGUUCCGAGGCGGUACUGGGGAUGUGCGUGUCCGACACGAAAGUCCUAACACAGUGUGGUGUCCCGUUCGAGCAGGCAAUCGAGCGGCAGAAGCUUCGGCCCGGCUCCGGAUGCCUUUCGGUUUCGUACCGUAUGGAUGGUCCGAUCAAAUCGAUCCAGAUACGGGACGUAAAGGCGGGCGGUCGCGGAGAGCUUACGUUGGACUCGAGCUGGAAGCAUGUAUCGCACAUUUUCACAUCCGGAGGCCCUAGAGGAUCGUUCGAUGGAAGUCCCAGUCAGGGCAGACGUAACCGAACGUCUGAGAUUGAGCGCCGUGGCACGGGCAAGGAAGUACACGAGUAUCAUGUGCAGCUGAAGCUGAGGAAAGGGAUCGGUCUGUCCCUGAUUUCGAACCAACCGUGCGAAGAACUGGCGUACGUUACGCUGGAGAACAUCCACAUGGAGUACAUCCGGACACCGGCCGUGAAUUCACUCGAUUUUUCCGUCGGAGAUAUGCAAAUCGAUAAUCAGCUGUUUGAGACCUCAUGCCCGAUCAUGUUGUACACGAUCGGCGGUGGUGGUGGUGGAAGCGGUGGGACGACCGGAACUACACUUGGAACGUCUAUCGAUGGUACCACAAUGCCGAGUUCGCUGCAGUUGAACGUAAAGCAGCUACCCUCGCCGAACACGAAUGCGGUCAUUUUUGAGCACUUUAUUCUUAGCAUCCGCCCGGUGGCCGUCUAUCUCGAGGAACGUUUGUUUCUGCGGAUGGUCAAGUUUUUCGGCUUCGCAAAAACCACCGUCGAUCCGACGACACUUCCCGACGAGACUGAUUACGAGGCGCAGAAGAUCAUCUAUAAGGUGCUGGAUAGUAACGUUAAGCGGUACUAUUUUGGCGACUUACGUAUCAUCCCCGCCCAGAUCCGGUUAAGUUUCGUCACGGCAAGCAAGCUGACGCCGGAAUUUGCCGAGAUUAAGCGCAACCUUGGGUUCACAUUCAUCAAGUUCGAGGACGCGGUCAUCAACUUCGAACAGUUCGCGCACAAGUAUCACUUCGAGACUAUGGACGCGUACCUGAGCGCCAUUCGGGCGCAUUACAAGCAGGAGCUGAAGUGGCAGGCCGCCUCCAUACUGGGCAGUGUGGACUUUCUUGGGAAUCCGCUCGGCUUUGCAAACGAUCUUUCGGAAGGAUUCUCCAGUCUGCUACUCGAGGGAUCGAUCUCGUCGCUGGUAAAGAACGUCACGCACGGUAUCUCAAACUCAACUGCCAAGCUGACGGAAACGAUCUCGGACGGCCUGGGGAAGGUGGUAUUCGACGAUGAGCACGUGGAAACGCGCCAACGCAUUCUGGAUGUGUCCGGUGGGAGUGGAAGUGGGACGACCGGCGAUCAUCUGGUGGCCGGUUUCCGUGGGUUCACCUUCGGUCUGCUGGGCGGUGUAACGAGUAUCGUCAAGCACACUUAUCAGGGUACGGCCAACGAUGGGCUGUCGGGAUUUAUCACCGGUCUCGGCAAGGGGCUCGUCGGGACGGUCACGAAGCCGGUGAUCGGAGUUUUGGAUCUUGCAUCCGAAACAGCGAAUGCGGUUCGUGAGCAAAGCAAAGGCUCGAACCGAAUCCUGCCGGAACGAAAACGACCACCACGGACGGUCACCGGGGCGCCGGGUGGAUUACUGCCACCUUAUUCGUACCUCCAGAGCACCGGUCAGCAGUACCUGUUUCUCAUCAAUAAGCGAAACUUUAGCGAGCAGUUUAUGGCGUACGAACCGUGCCUGCUCGAUACGAGGGACUCCAAGAUGCGGCUGCUCGUGUCGGCGGAGAACGUGUGGGGCUUUUCGAAGAACGACGAAACGACGAUGAUCGUGUUCAACUAUCCGAUGAGCGAGAUCAUUUCCUGCCAGCCAUUGACUGUUGCACCACCAUCAUCGAUUGUGGGUGGAUCCGGCAACCGGAAAACGUUUACCUACAUAGAGUUUUGUCUUUCGUUGCCAACAAAAUCUUCGCUGACACCGAGCGCGCCGGAGAUGGUCAAGAGGCCUCGCGUACGCUGUCAAAAUGAAGAAAUUGCUAAAAAGAUAUGCUACCAUGUGAACUUUGCAAAAUGCAUCUAUGACGAACGCGAACAAACAUUGAAUAUCAACAACCCUGUGAUUGAAUAGUGGACUUGAACGAUCGCUGGCAGAAGCGCUGUUUUUCUUGUAAAUAAUCAAUCCAAAGCAAUCCUUUAGCUAGAGAUCCGGCAAAGAGCAAAAGAAGACGAAGGAAGUGUAACCCAUCACGGGACAUAUAAAUGGCUGGUCCCCUCACUAUAUCCUUUCCGGCAAUAAUCUGUGUUAUAUCCAACCCAAGCAGACUUGUUGAAUUUAUCGUUUAUUUUUAAAUAUUUUACAUAAGUUGGUUAUGUAAGGUAACCGAAAUGCUUACCCAAACCAUAUGCCUUUUUUAUACCAUUGAACUAAGUAACUGUUUGUAUUGUAAGAAUAGUUAUAUUAUUUCUGUUAUUUUACGUCAAGUAAAUUGCGUUGGAAAUUCGAUUUUACCCUUUUAUAUGGGGAACCGGGCAAGCGUAAUGUUAUGUGAAAUAUAAAUUAUUUUCGAGAAUC